AUUUAUAGGUAACUAAAAAUGGCUGACCCCAAGUACAUUGACGCAAUGAAGACAGACCAUCUCCCAGAGAUGAUGUUAGAAAAAGGGGACAAGUUACAGAAAGCAGAAGCUAAACUUAAAGUUCACCCGUUUCAUAUGGAGAGCUGGAAUGUUCUCAUCAAGGACGCUCAGGAGAAACAUAUAGACGUCUCUAGAAAGAUAUACGAGAGACUAAUGGAGACCUACCCCACGUGCGGAAGAUUCUGGAAGUUGUACAUCGAGGAGGAGUUGAAAUGCAAGAAUUUCGAGCGGGUAGAGUCGUUAUUUCAGCGAUGUCUCUUGAAAGUACUGAACCUUGACCUGUGGAAGUUUUAUCUGACUUAUGUGAAGGAGACAAAACGGGGACUACCAAAUUUCAGAGAGAAAAUGAUGAAAGCUUACGAGUUUGCGCUGGAUAAAGUAGGGAUUGACGUCGCUUCCGGGAACAUCUGGUCCGACUACGUCAACUUCAUCAAGGACGGAGAAGCAGCAGGAUCGUACGCUGAGAACCAGAAGAUAAUGGCAAUACGGCGGGUAUACCAGAGAGCCGUGAUGAUGCCGCUGAGUAAUGUUGAACAGCUGUGGAGAGAUUACAGCACUUUCGAGCAGAAUGUGAACGAAAUCAUAGCCAAGAAGCUGCUAGAAGAACGAAGUAGAGAUUAUCAGAACGCACGGCGAGUAGCAAAGGACUACGAAGCCACAACACGUGGGCUGACGCGCGGCGCUCCUGCUGUACCUCCCCAAAACAGUGCAGAGGAACGGCAACAGAUUGAAAUGUGGAAAAAAUACGUAGCCUGGGAGAAGAACAAUCCCAUGAGGAGUGACGACAACAGUCUGAUAAAGAAGCGGGUGAUGUACGCGUACGAGCAGGCAUUGCUCACGUGGGGUCACCACCCUGAUAUUUGGUACGAGGCGGCGCUGUUUCUGGAGCGCAGUGCUAAUCUGGUGCACGAGAAGGGCGAUACUCAGGCUGCCCAACACUGGAGGGACGAGGUAGCGUCACUUUACGAGAAAGCAACAACAGGUCUACUCAAAAACAACCUCCUUCUUCACUUUGCUUUUGCAGACUACGAGGAAUCCCGUAUGAAGACUAAGGAAUGUCAUGAGAUUUACAGGGAUUUGGUGGCUACUGUUGCGGAUCCUACUUUGGUGUUUGUGCAGUACAUGAAGUUUGCGCGCAGAGCUGAGGGUAUCUCCGCAGCGCGUGCUGUCUUCAAGAGAGCGCGGGAGGACAAGAAGAGUACUUAUCACGUUUACGUAGCUGGUGCCUUGAUGGAGUAUUACACAUCCAAGUCCAAAGAUAUUGCACUGAAGAUAUUUGAGCUUGGACUUAAGAAGUUCCCAAAAAACACAUCCUACAUCCUGAAAUACCUGAACCACUUGUCUCACCAAAAUGACGACAACACAACACGUGUGCUAUUUGAGCGGGUACUAACCUCACUAGACAAGGACAACAGUUGGCCCAUAUGGCACGAGUUCCUCUCCUUUGAAAGCAAUGUAGGUGAUCUGGCAUCCCUUAUGAAGGUGGAGAAACGGAGGUCAACUGCUUUUGAAACUGAGUGUAAGAUGAAGGAAACAUCACUGCUAGUGGACAGGUACAAGUACCUGGACCUGUACCCCUGCACUGCUCAGGAACUUAGAGCCAUGGACUACCAGGUGGAACAAGACCUCUCUGCCAACAGGAACCUUCUGACCACCGCCCAAACUAACAUUAACAACAGAGAGCAGCCCGCUAAGGGAUCAGGGGGAGUAGCGAGACCAGAUGUUAGUCACAUGGUCCCUUACGCUCCUCUUCCUUCUUCCAGUAUCAGGGCCAGCCAGAUCUACGGAUACCCCGUUCCAGCUGCAGCUUCAGACCUUCUCACCCACAUGCCUCCGCCUCAUUGCUUUCACGGACCCUUUGUGGCAAUCGACAAGCUGGUUAAGAUUAUAGCCGAAAAGUGCCCACAAUCAUUUGACUUGAUGCUCGAGCGGAUGGCAGCUUCAGAGAACAUGGACGUAGACCAGUACAUGUCCAGUUCGGACCGCGGAGACCGUGCCAAAAAGCGCCAUCUCGACGAGGAAGCAGAAGAGGGCCCCACGCGCGCUGUGGCCCCGCCCGCCUUCGAUCUGUACAGAAUGAGACAGCAGCGCCGACACGACACAGCUACAAUUUGAGACCUUUCACGUGACUUUCAUAUAAAGAUUGUUGUGUCCCAUAGGGACUGCUCAAUUUAUAAAUCUUGCUUGACAGGUUAAAUAAUAGUAAAUACUGUUUUUAGUGUCAUGUUUGAACUGUGUCACCAGUUUAUAAGUGGCUCGACGCUUAUGUUAGUCAAAUUGUGUUGAACCUUAUUUUUAUUAUUCUAAUCAGCUUGAUCAAACGAAAUGUCUUCCAACAAGGAUUUAUCAUUUUCAGCAUUUCUUGGAAAUAUCCAACAUUUUUUGUCCACCUCUGCCAAAGUUUUAACUGUAUUUAUUACAAAUCUUGACUAUAAUUUAUUGA
Molecule: messenger RNA, 2503 nt
Organism: Bolinopsis microptera
Lineage: Eukaryota; Metazoa; Ctenophora; Tentaculata; Lobata; Bolinopsidae
Product: cleavage stimulation factor subunit 3-like
Exons: 18
Coding region: 19-2175 (718 amino acids)
Biological process (GO): mRNA 3'-end processing
Cellular component (GO): nucleus
Molecular function (GO): protein binding; mRNA binding
Source: RefSeq, a predicted model, not a curated record